This is a messenger RNA of Jaculus jaculus (lesser Egyptian jerboa), 2624 nucleotides long. RefSeq names its product BEN domain containing 6 (gene Bend6). Gene Ontology annotation, biological process: negative regulation of Notch signaling pathway; positive regulation of neuron differentiation. Gene Ontology annotation, cellular component: nucleus. The transcript is spliced from 8 exons. The record is from RefSeq and is a predicted model, not a curated record. Bases 419 to 1258 code for a protein of 279 amino acids. Gene Ontology annotation, molecular function: DNA binding; transcription corepressor activity. Lineage: Eukaryota; Metazoa; Chordata; Mammalia; Rodentia; Dipodidae.
GAGAAGGACCCGCGCGCUUGGCUCUCCAGAGCAGCGGCAGCCCUCCCGCCGGCCUCCGGGAACCUGUCGCGGUGCGUCUUACCUCUGCUUCGAGAGCGACCCGAAAACACGGAUUUCAUGGGAUGCCUCCCCUUCUGGAGCUUGCGGUGCCAGCAGCAGAAGAAGACGAUGGUGGCAAUGGUGCCCAGCAGAAGCAACAAGAGGAAGAGCGCGCAUUGGAUGCUGUAGGGUCUCAGCAGGACCAGGAACGCGGCGGCGAUCAUGAUUUCUCAAAGCUGUUUGACAAGAAAAAUGAUGGAACUUUUUUUUACAGUAUUCAAUUUUGAAAAGCAUGAACUUGGGCUACAUGCAGAACAGCAUUGUUUAUAUGGACAUUCCUGCCUUUCAUAAGUUCAGUCUUUGUUAACUAAUUGAAAAAAUGCAGAAAAUCUUGCAGACCAAUGAAAUCACCAAUACCCAGGCUCUUAGAAAAGGAAAGAGGAAACGGACAGACACAAUGGAUUCAGAAAAUUCAAGAAGUGACAUGGGUAAAGGACAGAGAGACCCAUAUUCAGGAAAUGCCUUUCUGCCUGGUGAGAGCUCCAGUGAGGAUGAAACACCAUUAACGGACUUGACCAAAGAGGAGCUGUGUGCCAAGAUCCAAAGCCUGAAAGAAAAACUAAUCAACACUCGGAGGGAAAACAGUCGACUUCGGCAGUCUUUGGUCAUGCUACAAGUGUUGCCACAGGCAGUCACCCAAUUUGAAGAAUUGGUUGGUAUGGCAGAGAUGCUACUUAAGGGUGGAGGGACCAUGUCCACAUCUGCGUCCACCCUCUGGAGAGCAGCAAACAACUCCUCACCAGAUUCAUUUGCCUCGGUGUGCAGCCAUUCCAAUUCUAGUUCCAGCUCACUGAGCUCCUUGAAGCCAGAGGAAGAGCGACAUCUGGAUGAGAAGCAGUUCAAGAUUGAACCAUGGCAGAUUGCCCGUUGUAAUAAGAGCAAGCCUCAGAAAUUUAUUAAUGAUUUAAUGCAAGUACUAUACACAAACGAAUAUAUGGCGACACACAGCCUGACAGGGGCAAAAUCUUCUACUUCAAGAGACAAAGCUGUGAAACCAGCCAUGAAUCAGAAUGAAGUUCAAGAAAUCAUAGGAGUGACAAAGCAGCUGUUUCCCAGCACAGACGAUGUUUCAAUUAGGAGGAUGAUAGGACAAAAACUAAACAACUGUACCAAGAAGCCCAACUUAAGCAAAAACCUUAACUCUCAGGAUAUUAAGUAGAUCCUUCUGUUGUUACAGGUAACUGAAAUUGAUUCAAACAUUGGAUCCUACUGGAGAAUCUGUAACCUCGCUGGUGGUGAGCAUGGAGACCUGUGCGGUGGCAGGCUGUCAGAUACCGUCACAUCCACAGGCUUUCCUGAUGGAGUAACAAACUUGCUCAAGAAGCUGCAUGGAGAUUUCACAUUAAAUCCCAGUGACACGUCAAACCAGAGAAGUCCUCCCAAAUAAGCAUGCAGUGUGGUGUCUGACAACACACAUUUCCAUAUCCCCAAGUACUUCUCUGUACAUCUAAUUUAACUGGCCCAUCAGAGUUCUUCUCAUAGUAACAAAAACUUCAACCUUCCAUAUCAUUGUACAAACCAAACCUUGUACAUUGGUUAUUACCAUUAUGGUUUUUGGAUUUGGCAUAAACACAUGAUUGCAAAAAGAAAACACUAAAGAAAUUGGUGUUGACAAAAUAUGAAAGCAGCAAAGCCUAUUCUUUGAUAAUAAUGUGUAACCAAGUAAUGGUGUUUUAGCAAUAAAAUUACAGGAUUAUUCUGUUAUCUAAACAUGUAUGAGAACAGUAAAACCUUUUCAGUGUUAAACUAUCUCAACACACUUCUGAAAAACAAAUAAGCCCAAUUUUUUUAUGUAUUUAAGCAAUACAUUAAUUUUCCAAAUAGUCUUUUGGCUGAAUAGUAAACAUACUUCUAAAUUUUCAUUGUCCAAGAUAUACUAAAUACAAAUGUGUCAAAUACUAAUAUCACUUAAAACAUCCCCUGUAAGGGCUGGAGAGAUGGCUUAGCGGUUAAGGCGCUUGCCUGAGCAGCCUAAGGACCCAUGUUCUAUCUCUUUCCAGAUCCCACAUAAGCCAGAUACACAAAAGUGAGGCAAGCACAUGGUUGCACAUGCCCACUAGGUGGCACAAGCAUCUUGCAUUCAAUUUCAGUGGCUGAGGCCCUGGCAUGCCAAUGCUCUGUGUCUCUCUUGCUAAAAAAAAAAUCCUCUAUAAGAUUAAACAUCUUAUGUAUGUGGCUGGUUAUAUUGCUAUACUGGUUAAUUGUAAAUGGUAUAUUUUCAUUGCAACAGAAGAAAAAUGAAUUUGAAACCUCAAAAUAACAGAAAAAAAACAUUUUGUAAAACGACAAAAGUUAAAAUACUCGUCAGAGGCUUCUCACUUGAUGUCGUGUUGUUACAAGGUGAUAUGUAAGCUUGGAAAGGAGACACAGUAGCUCAGAGGGCACUGUGAUGGACCCAGGGAACAUCCCAGGAAUGCUGCUUGACAACAGUGUGGUUGUACACAACAAAUAUUCCUAAGGAAAUGAAUUAUGUAACAUUUGCUACUUUUAAUUAAAUAAAAAUAAGUGACACUAAAAAGAGAAAA